Neohortaea acidophila is the source of this 1224-nucleotide messenger RNA. RefSeq lists its product as uncharacterized. Bases 1 to 1224 code for a protein of 407 amino acids. The transcript has 3 exons. The record is from RefSeq and is a predicted model, not a curated record. Gene Ontology annotation, cellular component: actin cortical patch. Gene Ontology annotation, biological process: actin filament organization; actin cortical patch localization; endocytosis. NCBI's taxonomy places the organism in Eukaryota, Fungi, Ascomycota, Dothideomycetes, Mycosphaerellales, Teratosphaeriaceae. Gene Ontology annotation, molecular function: ubiquitin binding; phosphatidylinositol binding.
AUGUUUCAUCAAAGCUCGAAAAAGCCGUACACGGCGGUCACGGUGCAGGUUGACCGCUUGACCGGCGACCAGGUGGCGGAAGAUGAUGAUAGUGGCAUUCCUGAUCUGGUCGAGGUGAUUCGGCUUCAGACUUCGGGCCCGACAGAGGCAGCCCGCGCGAUUCGAAAGAAGCUGAAAUAUGGCAGCCCUCAUCGUCAAAUUCGGGCUCUGGUUAUCCUUGAUGGCCUGAUCCACAAUGCAGGCUCUCGGUUUCAACGCACUUUCGCCGACGAACCUCUACUUGAGAGACUCAGGAUGAUGCCAAGGGAUGAGACCGUGGAUCCUCAGGUGCGACAGAAAUGUCAAGUCCUGUUCAAGCAAUGGGCCAAUGCCUACAAGACCACGCAAGGUCUCGAAAGGAUUGCAAACCUUUACAAGGAGCUGCCAAAGACUGCGAAGCCACAAGCAGCUCGUCAAAAGGUACUGCAGGCGCCUGUCGAACCGGAGAAUGUUUUCGAGGAGCCGCCCGUCUCGCGAACGACCACUGUGUCCAGCGUGGCAUCCUCCAACCCCGUCACGCUCACGCCGACAUCCUCCUCAAGCUUCGCCUCCAAAUUGUCCAAGCACAAAAGCAAGUCGCAAGGGAAACCCUUCAAUCUGGCACGGGAGAAGGAGAACAUGACCAACGCCAUCGCGCAGGCAUCAAUGGCAUCUACCAACCUGCUCAAUGGCCUUCAACUGGUCAAUCGAGAGAAGGAGCGAGUAUCUGAGAAUGCCGAAGUCCUACGGCGGUUUGAAGCGUGUAAGCUCUUGCGAAGGCGGGUGUUGUACUACAUUCAGAACGUCGAAUCUGAUCAGUGGAUCGGGAGCCUGGUCAACGCCAAUGACGAGCUCGUCAGAGCCUUGACCGCUUACGAAAUCAUGGACAAGAGCAUCGACGAUGACAGCGACAGCGAUGCGUGGGAGCACAGCCAGCAUCCGGCGCCCAAGAGCGCGGCAGGACCAAGCUUGGACAGUCAGCAGCAGCUGGCAGGGUUGUCACUGGAGGAGAAGCCUCCAGUGAAGCCGCCGAGACCUACCAGCGUGUCAAUACCGCAGCCACCAGCUUUCCAACAUGCAGCUAGCGGAGCACAGGAUGUUGCGGAAGAGGGAGAGGACGACGAGGACGAUGAUCCGUUUGGAGAUUCCAAUGCCGCACCGACACCUUUCCAAGAGCGCUCGGGGAUGAUGUGGAAGGAUGUUUGA